AUGCUUCCCUCAUCCCUCAAGAGCAUCUAUCGCCAGUACAAGGCCGACACGGACUCUGUAGCCACAUGGUUAGCGACGACUGCCAAGGCUAAUGGAUACGUCGACGACACCGGCAAUGCACUAGUUGCUGCUGGAUCGGAGGGCAAGAAGAAAAAGAAGAAGAAAAAGAAGAAGAAGAAGAAGAAGAAGAAGAAGAAGAAGAAGAAGGCCAACGCCAACUCGGUACCUAAGCCUAGAUAUGUCCUGAGGGUCAGAGACUUUGAGCCCAUGGCGAGAUUCAUCGCCAAGCUCGAGUCCAUCAGCAUUCCUGAAGAUUUCGCCAUCGCUCUUGAGCGAGUCAUUUGGGCUUUCAAGGCUCCUGAACCAAAGACUACUGCCACGGCUGAGGAUCCUCUCAGGAACAUUUUUGGCGUUCUCGAGGUGUACACACCUUCCGAAGAGUUCUUGAACGCUCCAGCGGCUGCUGUUCCCAAGCCUACGCCCGACGUCAAGUACACCGUCGAGGAGGACGACACCUUGGGAGAUGCACUGUUUGCUCUCAUCUCUCUCCUGGAUGACUUUACCCGUCUGCGCGAGGAGGUCAGGUCACUGUGGAAGCGCCACCUGGAGGGAUCUCUUGAUCUCGCUGCUGCCGCUGUCGCGACAAACACGGCGUUUGAGCUCGCUCGCAGUAUGGAGGAUGAAGUGAAGCCACUAUUUGACAAGCACGGUGGUGUGGAUGAGCUCAUCACGGUAUACUUUACAGGAAUCUGCGAAGCGUGUGGUGUUGACGCGGAGAUAAGGGGGGGUCAAGGGGAGCUUUACAACCUGGCGGCGUACGAUUUGGCCAAGGCCUGCUUCGCAAACGGCAUAAGAAUGCUCAGAAGCUAUGCGGUCAGCAACGCUGGUGACAACAUCAUCAGCAAGUACAACGGCAAGUUUGGAUGGUACGACGAGACCCUAGCGGGCUCUGCCUCGACAAACCGCGGAAAGUGGGAUCAGGACUUUACGGCGUUCAACGGAGUCAUCACAGAGCUACAGUUCCUCUCCUCCAACAUGGGACAGGGGGCGAGGAUCGAAGACGAAUUAAUCCGUGAUGUGGGAGCGCUGAUGAACAGCACCGAACAAGGUGGCCAGCCUGAUAUGAGUCUCUGGCUGUCGUUUGCCAUGCAAACGUACAUCGAGGUGCUGCAGUCUUUCGGGAAGAACUGCGGUGAUGCCUAUGAACAGAUGCAGCAGGAAUGCCGCAGGAUCAAAAAGACCAUGCUCCAAGUCCCUCGCACGUCGAAAGAUCGAGACAGCGUCCUCAACUCCGUCACCAAAUGGGACAAGGACCCGAUCUGGCAUUACCGCCACAAGAUGAUUAGGCUAGGCGCCAUGCCCAGGCCCAACCCCCCUCAGUUCCAGUUCCUACGUCGAAACCCGAUCCACUGCGGUCUCCUCCUCCACGAGAUACGCACCAAUUUCCACAUCUCGGGUGUGCGGUAUGCGGCACACAGCGGAGGGUUGAUGGUGACUACCCAGCUGUAUCACGCUCUCCAUAAUGGGAAGCUGCUUCCAGAAGACGUCGUGUGGGAAGACCUCGACGAGUUUUGGAAGAGACAGGGAAACUCGGCCUUCUUUGUCGGAGAUCCCCCCACGGACCGUGAGGGCUACUUUAGGAACUACUGUCUCAGCAUUGGCAUGUCGGCCAGCAACUGGGCGCCUACCAAGAGACAGGGCAAGGUCAACGUCAACACGGCAAACCGCCGCAACCUCAAGUUCAACGAAUGGGUGUCUCUGACGAUGAAGAACCGGCUUGUACCUGCUGGAGAGCGUCCCCCUCUGUCGGCCGACAUGAUUGAAGGGAUCCUGCUCGACGGUCGCCGACAUGAGAUCAUGGACGGCAAGGGACAUGUCCGACCAGAGCUCAAAGAAAAGACCGAGGAGGACAAGGUCGACUUCAUCAACCUCUCGCCGGCCGGCCUCAUCGAGAAGCUUGCCUUGGACGUGCACGACGAUGUACCCAAGAUCACCUUUGACCUCUUUACCCUCCACAACACAGCCUGGAACCUCCUGACCAAGCUCAAGGCCGAGUUCGCCAAGAUCAUGGGCCCCGAAUUCCUCAAGUACGUCCCAAGAGAAGAACUCCUGCCUUACGUAGCAGGUUACGUCUUUUCUACCGCCGCAGGACGUCAAGACAUAGAAACAAGGACCGAAUCAGUGGACAUCCUAAUCAAAGCCGCUGGAAGGUUUGUCGAGGGAUUCCUGGCAAAUGGAAAGGGACGGGUUGUCAAGGAGGGCAGCAAGGCGACGGUCAGGCCCCAAGAAGUGUCCAAUAUACAGUUCAACGCGACUGAGCCUUGGGGGCUGGACCAGCUCAUGUCGGAACUUCAGAGGGAGGCAGGGAGGUUGGGCAGGGGAGGUCGUGGAGAAGAGUGUCCUGUGCAGUGA
This is a messenger RNA of Fusarium keratoplasticum, 2412 nucleotides long. RefSeq lists its product as uncharacterized. The coding region runs from base 1 to 2412 and encodes 803 amino acids. NCBI's taxonomy places the organism in Eukaryota, Fungi, Ascomycota, Sordariomycetes, Hypocreales, Nectriaceae. The record is from RefSeq and is a predicted model, not a curated record. The transcript is spliced from 3 exons.